AUGGCCAGGGCACAGGUGAAGGACAACAAGGCAAGAAAAUCUAGUCCUGAAGAACCCCAAGCCGAAGAAACACCAGGAGUGAGAGCAGAGAAACAGCCACUAAGUAAGGAGGACGAACAAGGAAAGUCUCCCAUAAGAAGCAACCCCCGAACUAUAAAAAGGCUCAAAUUAAGGAUCCAAAGAAAAACUAAUCAUCAGCUCCUCCCCACAACCCUCGUCCCCACGGAACGCCAAUCACGAAAGACCCCAGAACAAAGACCCCCAAGACAAGGAAAUACCACUACAGCCAAAUAUAGAGAAGCCGAUAAUCUGAGCGUGAAAUGGAAAACUGACUCGGCCAAAUUGAAUAAAUUCGACAAUAACUUAAAACUCCAGACUAACGGAAACCAGUGCAUAGGAUGA
Molecule: messenger RNA, 402 nt
Organism: Plasmodium inui San Antonio 1
Lineage: Eukaryota; Apicomplexa; Aconoidasida; Haemosporida; Plasmodiidae
Exons: 3
Coding region: 1-402 (133 amino acids)
Source: RefSeq, a predicted model, not a curated record